AUGAGGACUUCAUUUGCUAGUGUAUUACCGACCCUGCUGCUAUUACACGCGUACACAGCAGGGUCAACCCAAGCGCCUCUAGCAGAUGCUCCAUCGAAUUAUGUUGCUGGCGACAACGAUCACCAAGAGUACCUAUUUGCGCCCGGAGAGACAGACCCUCGGGCUAUUAGCCCAAGAGUCCAGAAUGCCUGGGAUACUCUUCGAACCAUAAAGCCCGCUACUUCUCCGACCGAUAAACCUAGCGGCUUACUCGGAUACACCUUACACUACGGCCGCGAAGCCUUCCGGAUACUGUUCAUGAAUGGACCCGCCACGGGCAAAACCGAUCGGAAGACCAGCUCGACCGUCGCACGAGCUGUAGAGGAACUGAAGGCGGCAGCGGAUGAAGAUGAGGACCCAGACGCGAUCUUUCUCCUCGCGGAAAUGAACUUCUAUGGCAACUUCACCCAUCCCCGCAACUUCAGCGAGGCCUUCAUGUGGUAUAGUGAUUUGGCAUGGCUUGACGGCAACAGUACGGCCCAGUCAAUGGUUGGAUUUAUGUAUGCGACCGGGAUUGGGAAUGCGGUUGAGCGUGACCAAGCGAAGGCUUUGAUGUACCACGAAUUCGCUGCGGAGGGAGGAAACACACAGUCGGAGAUGACGCUAGCGUAUCGCUAUCACACCGGCAUUGGAACACCCAAAGACUGCGAGCAUGCUGUCGCUUAUUAUAAGAGGGUGGCCGAUAAGGCGAUGGACUAUUAUCGGUCUGGCCCACCGGGCGGCCACGCCAUGGUUAGGGAGUCUUAUCGUUGGGCAGAUGAGGAGGGAGGCGUCUACGGAGAGGGGGCUAGUGUGUCGAGCUCCGGCCCCAACGCCAAGGACCAUAACAAAGCCACUCAAGAGUCCAGCGUGGAGGAUGUCCUGGAGUUUUUGGAUCUCAUGUCCCGCAAGGGCCAGCUGUCGGCUACUUUCUCCCUAGGAAAGAUGAAUUAUGAGGGUGCUCGUGGCCUGCCUCGCAAUUUCUACAAGGCCAUGAAGUAUUUCAGACUCAUUGCCGCAAAAUACUGGAAAAAGGAUGGUACCAUUACGCAGAACCCCCCUGCUGGACUCGACAAGGUUGCCGCGAAAGCAGCAGGACAUAUUGGUCUGAUGUUCCUUCGUGGGGAGGGCGUGAAGCAAGAUUUCUCUCAUGCACUGCUCUGGUUUAAGCGAGGCCUGGAAAAUGGCGAUGAUCUUUGCCAGCAUCACGUGGGCUUGAUGUAUCUCCAUGGGUACGGCGUUCCUCAAGACGCCUGGAAAGCCUCCAAUUACUUCAAAUCAGCAGCCGAGCAGGACUAUCCGGCCGCCGAAACACGACUAGGUGCGUUGUUCUUAGAUCAAGGCGACGUGGCUACUGCGGCUCGCUACUUUGACAUUGCCGCUCGACACGGGUGGAUGGAGGCCUACUACUACCUCGCUGAGAUGGCCAAUUUUGGCGUUGGCAGACAGAGACACUGUGGUGUAGCCGCGGCGUAUUACAAGAUGGUUUCUGAAAAGGCAGAGGAGUUGCACUCAGCAAUUGCCGAGUCUAACAUGGCCUACGAGGCUGGUGACAAGGAGGGCGCUCUCAUCCCGACUAUGAUGGCCGCAGAGCAGGGGUACGAGAAUGCCCAGGCUAAUGUAGCUUACCUUCUUGACGAGCAGCGGUCCUUGCUUUCUCUCGAUGGCAUUCUACCCUGGCUUCACCAAGCCCGGUCCUCUUUAUUGCGCAAUACCGCACUGGCAUUGAUCUAUUGGACUCGAUCCGCCAAGCAAGCGAAUAUCGAUUCUUUGAUAAAAAUGGGAGAUUACUACCUUACUGGCACCGGUGCUGUCUCGGAUGCUGAGAAGGCGUCCACCUGCUAUCAUAAUGCUGCAGAGGCCCACCACAGCGCACAGGCUUACUGGAAUCUGGGAUGGAUGCAUGAGAACGGCGUGGCCGUGGCACAAGAUUUCCACAUGGCCAAACGGUACUAUGAUCUGGCUCUAGAGACUAAUAAAGAAGCCUACCUUCCUGUCAAGCUUAGCCUGUUGAAGCUGCGAGCUCGAGGAUACUGGAACCGCAUAACCAACGGCGACAUCAAUCCCAUCCGCGAUGAUGAAGAAGCCAAACCCCGUCGCACGUUUACAGAAUGGCUCUCUGCUUUUAUUGAAAAUGACGAGGCUGCCUAUUACCAAGAGCUUUACGAGGCCCAUGCCGAGGAUGAAGACUUUAUGCGAACUCGUGGUCUGGAAUCCGACCAUGAGGACGGCUACUACGACGACCUCGAGUUUGACAUUGAUGAAGGCAUGCUUGAGGGUCUGCUCAUUGUUGGAUUGGCAGCAACGCUUCUCGUAUUGGUCUAUAUUCGACAGCAGCAACAAAGGAACCGGCAGAAUCAGAAUGCUGCGAACCAGGCGAAUGUGAAUGGAAAUGCCAAUGCCAAUGCUAAUGCCAACGUGAAUGUGAAUGCUAAUGCAGGCAAUGAUCGAGGCCUUUUCCCGCAACCUGGUGACCCUGAAUUUGGCCAGUGGGUGGCUGGUGGCGUGGGCCAUUGA
Molecule: messenger RNA, 2535 nt
Organism: Penicillium pulvis
Lineage: Eukaryota; Fungi; Ascomycota; Eurotiomycetes; Eurotiales; Aspergillaceae
Product: ubiquitin ligase complex subunit HRD3
Exons: 4
Coding region: 1-2535 (844 amino acids)
Biological process (GO): ERAD pathway
Cellular component (GO): endoplasmic reticulum membrane
Molecular function (GO): protein binding
Source: RefSeq, a predicted model, not a curated record